Molecule: messenger RNA, 948 nt
Organism: Trichechus manatus latirostris (Florida manatee)
Lineage: Eukaryota; Metazoa; Chordata; Mammalia; Sirenia; Trichechidae
Product: olfactory receptor 2A12-like
Exons: 1
Coding region: 1-948 (315 amino acids)
Biological process (GO): G protein-coupled receptor signaling pathway; detection of chemical stimulus involved in sensory perception of smell
Cellular component (GO): plasma membrane
Molecular function (GO): olfactory receptor activity; G protein-coupled receptor activity
Source: RefSeq, a predicted model, not a curated record
AUGUGGAUGCCUCCAGAGCAGAACCAAAGCUGGGUCUCUGACUUUAUCUUGCUUGGCUUUUCCAGUGACCCCACCUCCAACAGGAUCCUCUUCAUUGCCUUCCUUCUCCUGCACCUGAGCUCGAUCCUGGGCAAUGGACUCAUCGUCACUCUGAUCUGCCUGGACUCACAUCUCCACACUCCCAUGUACUUCUUUCUCUGUAUCAUCUCCCUAUUGGACAUGGGUUAUGUCACCACCACCAUGCCCCAGAUGCUGGUGCACCUUCUUGCUCGUUGUCAGACCAUCUCCUUUGCUGGCUGUUGGCUGCAGAUGUAUGUGUUUGGUGCUCUGGGCCUGACCGAGUGCAUCUUCUUUGUGGUCCUGGCUUAUGACCGAUAUGUGGCCAUUUGCUACCCGCUGUGUUAUACUGUUAUCCUCAGCUGGAGAGUGUGCACACAACUGGCAGCUGGGACCUGGGCCUGUGGUUUCUUCUUCUCUCUGAUUCACACCUCCCUCACCAUGAGGCUGCCUUACUGUGGGCCCAACAUCGUCAACCACUACUUCUGUGAGGGCCCCUCAGUACGGAGUUUGGCUUGCAUGGACACCCACUUGAUUGAGAUGGUGGACCUGGUCAUCAGUGUGUUUGUGAAUGUUACUCCACUUUCCCUCAUUUUGGCCUCUUAUAUCUGUAUUGCCCUGGCCAUUCUCAAGAUCAAGUCUGCCAGGGGCCGUUGCAAGGCCUUCUCCACCUGUGCUUCCCACCUGACUAUGGUCACACUCUUCUAUGCUCCAGCCACCUACAUCUACCUGAGACCCAACUCCAGCUACUCCCCUGAACAUGACAAGAAGAUUGCGCUCUUUUACAAUGUCUUCACAGCUCUGCUCAACCCUGUUGUCUAUAGUCUGAGAAACAAGGACAUCAAGGGAGCUUUUCUCAAGGUGAUGGGGCGUGGUAGGGUGGCCCGGUGA